AUGGCGGCGCCUGGGAGCAUUGGUCCGCACGAUGAUAUCGAGAAGAAUGUCGAUGGUCGAUCAGAACAGACAGCAGUGGCUGAGGGGGGCGAUGAGAAACGCCGGCCAUCUGUUUUUGCUCCCGACCGGGAGACACAGAUGCGACAAGGCAGCUUGACCGUCUAUCAUGAAAGUUUCUUCUCUGCCUUCAAGCCGGCCAGUUUCAAGAAGAACCCAAAUGCUCGAGUCGUGACCGAAGCCACUGACAAUGAAGGCCGACCGCUGAAAGACCAACCGCCCGCGGAGCCUGCAUUGGCCCUCAAGCUGAAGCAGAGGCACCUGCAGAUGAUUGCUAUUGGAGGAUCCAUCGGCACUGGGCUCUUUGUCGGCUCUGGCUCAGCUUUGGCUACAGGAGGGCCCGCGUCGCUUGUCCUGGCGUACGGUUUGAUCGGUAUCAUGUUAUACUGCACUGUCCACGCUUUGGGAGAACUUGCCGUGCUCUUUCCUAUUGCUGGCGCUUUCUCGGUGUACUCGAGUAGGUUUGUUGAUCCGGCCUGGGGUUUCGCCAUGGGAUGGAACUAUGCUCUCAAUUGGCUCGUCACAUUACCACUCGAAUUAACAGCGGCCUCGAUCACUCUCUCCUUUUGGCCUGGUGCCGAAGAUGUCAAUCCUGCAGCUUGGGUUGUGAUAUUCUGGUUCGCUGUGGUCAUUAUCAACCUGUUCGGCGUCCGUGGCUACGGUGAGGCAGAGUUUGUAUUCUCAAUUAUCAAGGUGGUCGCGGUAAUCGGCUUUUGUAUUCUCGGCAUAAUCAUCGCCGCUGGAGGUGUCCCAGGGAGCCCACAAGGGUACCUUGGCGCCCACUAUUGGUACGAUCCAGGCGCGUUUCACAAUGGCUUCAAGGGCCUGUGUAGCACUUUUGUCACCGCAGCGUUCUCUUUCGGAGGGACCGAACUUGUCGGUUUGACAGCCGCGGAAACCGAGAAUCCAAGAAAAUCUCUUCCCACGGCGGUAAAGCAAGUGUUUUGGCGAAUUGCCUUGUUCUACAUGGUCAGCCUGACGAUCGUUGGCUGCAUUGUACCUUAUACCGAUCCCGAGUUACUGAACGGUUCCAGCAGCACCGAUGCCAAUGCAUCUCCUUUCGUCAUCGCUGUCAAGAAUGCUGGAAUCACUGCCGUCCCUUCGAUCAUGAACGCCGUCAUCCUGAUCGCGGUGCUGAGCGUCGGAAACUCGUCCAUCUACGGUUCUUCUCGGACACUGGCGGCGCUAGCUGAUCGAGGGCAAGCGCCAAAGAUCUUGGGGUACAUCGACCAAGCUGGAAGACCUCUCUGCUCGAUCAUCCUCGCCUCUGCCAUUGGUCUGCUUUGCUUCAUCUGCGCAGCUGGCUCAGAUACCAGGACUCAAGCCUUCAACUGGAUGCUGGCCAUCUCGGGUCUCUCGUCCAUCAUCACGUGGGCGAGUAUUUGUGUAUGCCAUAUCCGGUUCCGAGCUGCGUGGAAGUACAACGGUCACACUCUCGACGAACUGGCCUUCACGUCCCAGCCUGGCGUUAUCGGUUCAUGGAUCGGCCUAGCCCUCAACAUUCUGAUUCUCAUCGCACAGUUCUGGACCGGCUUCGCUCCUGUCGGAUAUGGUUCCAUGUCUGCCGGUGACCGGGUGGAAAACUUCUUCAUGGCGUACCUUUCUGCGCCAAUCAUCAUCCUCUUUUAUGUAGUAUUCAAAAUCUGGAAGCGGACAUCGUUCAAGAGGAUUCAAGACAUCGACAUCACCAGUGGCAGACGGGAACUGGACCUCACCGAGAUUCUCGCUGAGGAAAGAGCUGAACGUGCGACCUGGCCAUGGUGGAAGAGGGCGUGGAAAGUUGCGUGCUAG
Exophiala spinifera is the source of this 1848-nucleotide messenger RNA. RefSeq lists its product as uncharacterized. Gene Ontology annotation, cellular component: membrane. The transcript is spliced from 6 exons. The record is from RefSeq and is a predicted model, not a curated record. NCBI's taxonomy places the organism in Eukaryota, Fungi, Ascomycota, Eurotiomycetes, Chaetothyriales, Herpotrichiellaceae. Gene Ontology annotation, molecular function: amino acid transmembrane transporter activity. The coding region runs from base 1 to 1848 and encodes 615 amino acids. Gene Ontology annotation, biological process: amino acid transmembrane transport.